AUGGCUACGCGAGGCAUUCUUCUUUCCAUUUUCAAUCAUGUCGUGCUCCCUCCUGAGCUUCCUGGUAAAGAGGAUGCACAAAGUGAUGCCGUCGAGAAGGAGUUAAUCUGCCGUUUGAUGGCUGCAGUGACAAUUAUGAGAACCAACUCCGAAGGCGAUCUGCUUUCCACUUGGCAGAUGAUCGAAAACACAUUGAAAGCAUCGUCUCUUUCGAAUGAGAAUGGGAUUUGCAACAAAGCAGUGCUUAUGAGGGUGCUAAAAGAGAUUUCUUCAGAGAACGCUCUUAUUCUUCGCGUUCGAGAGCAGAAUGCAGGCCUUCUCAUCCGCCGAGCGAGCGGUGACGAAGCAACUAUCAUUUUCGAAGCGUUUGAGACGUCUCCCUCUGCUGAUCAGACUCUAGCCGCCAAAGGCGCUCUACAAUGGGAUUUCCCUGGGGUUGCGGUUUCCAUUCCCGUCGCCGUCUUCGAGGACCGGGCCUUCCAAGAAAGCCUGGCAGCGUUCAUAGAGAAAGCCAGUGUCGAGUACUUGGAUUUGUUUGUUACUAAGGUACGAAAAGCUGGGGUGGAGGUGUCUGAGACUCGUGAUACUUCAGAUCCAUCCAUCAUUACGCAGUUUUUGAUCACUCUACUGGAAGCAAACGGCGAACGUCUUUGUUUGCCAGUAUUGCGAAAGCGUGUCAAUGACGAUGUCUGCUGGGACACGGCUAAGACUCCUUGGCGCCGGAGUCCUUUCUGGCUUGUUCUAAGAGUGUCUGUCCAACGAUUGCUAUACCUACACCUUGGUAGCGCGGCAGGACGCAUACAAUACAAGGCUUUGAUGUGCUUAUUCUUGGCGGAUUUGCUCAAUGAUAGUGUGAGCGGGCUGAGCUCAGAAAAGUACCAUCUAUUGAAGGUUAAACUAUGCCGACGCCUCGCAAAACUUGACUCCGAAAAGGGAUACCUGAGCGGUACACCUCGACCUGCCCAGGCGUACAAGCAUGUUCUCGGGGUGAUUGAACCUCAUUGCACCAAAUCGAUUGAUCUUGCUACCAUGGACGAAGAGAGGGAAUGGAAGACCUGGAAACAAGACUUUCAACGCCGGAUCCCAAAGCUGCCUCCAUCUGCUUCUCCGGACGACACUAAGCUGACCCUUCCGAAUAGCAUCGGGUACUUCAGGGAGAUCCUAAAACCUCGCCAACCCGAAAACGCGCCGGCAAAAGGUAUAGAUCCAAAUGAUCUCAGAGAAAUUGCGGUGAAAAGCACCAGUGAGCAGUUCUCAGACUUGAUCAAAACUUAUUCAUCGCUUGCAGCUCGAGAGGCGGCCAUAGGGUCAAUGCCCUCUGACAUUCCAUCCGCGAUCGAGGGUUGUAAGGCUGAAUGCAUCGAACUCGCGAAUACAAUCACAGACUAUCUUAGUGCUGUUGGAACCAAAUACGACGGCAAUUCUGAGCAGAUGAGCAUGUUCAUUAUGAACGUAUUCACCAUGUGGGAGAAAAUGGACAGAUGCGCUUUGGCAGCUUACCCCCUGCUCAAGGACUACCAUCCAUGGUUUGAACCAGAAAUCCUUGACGUCUUACUACUAGAGCGCUGGAAACAUAUGAAGCGUGUGCAUAUGAUACAGUCCCAUAUCCAGUCUCGCUGCAUGCAGGCUAAGCGAGGUAAAAUGACAAUCUUCGCAAAUCCAGCACCGGGGUGCUUUGCUGAGACGUAUUUUGAAACUGCUGAUGCCGUCGACCUCCAAACACUGCAGCUACGAAUUUUAACCGACUCAGAGCGCGCGAAUAAGAAGAAGAUAUCUGAAUUACGGUCGAUCAAUGACGAAUUUGAUAGUCUGACUGAGCAGCUUAGACUAACAUCUUGUACGCUAUUGAGGAACCCUGACGGGACCCAUGACAUUCGCGGGUGUAAACAUUGUUACUAUAUGCGGUCUCGACGGCGUCUUGAGGUCCAUGUCCAUGAAGACUUCCUUCCGGUCGAGCACAGAAGUCUCGCCCAGCAGAAGGCCGUUGUCUUCGAGCUACAAACACCAAGGGCCUUUUCUGCGUAUCGUCAGGCCACCUGGGAUAUAGUGAACGCGUUAUGUCCUAGGCCCGAAACUCCGAGCAAGGACAGACCAGAAGUGUUGCUUGCUCAGUACUCUCAACUCAAAUCCUACAAUUGUAAUCCAGAUUCCACAAGCUUCUGUCUCGCGUCACACACCAAAUCAUUUCUAGGAACACAUUACAGUUACCGCAGGCUUCCUGUUUCUGCCACUGAUGUCGUACUUCCGCACGGCCUGAGAUACUCGUACUACGAUUCAGAGCGCCAUCUGUGGUCCAGCGACUACCCAGUGCAGCUUACCCUCGCCAAUCAUUUUGCUUUCAGUAUCCCUAAGGAGUUUCCUUUCUCAGCACUCUACUCUUCCUCUAUAUUUGCUGCUGACGGAGAUGGGCCCUCCUCUUACGAAGUUGCGGCAAGUAUCGGACAGUGCCCGUCGGAGCUAACUGUUCAUGAAUACAUGGCCCACCAAGGUCUGAUGGGCGGAAGAAACAGACGAUGGCUGUCUAUUCUGGCCGAACUUGGGUCUUCCAAUAUUAACUUUAGUUUACAAGAUACCAUGGUUCUUUUCCAUCACCUUGCAUUACAGGCGGGCCCGAGGCUAGAGCAUGACAGCAUGCGAGCCGUCCACGUUAUGUUGAGGGAUCGUGCAUUUUGCAAAAUAUUGGCAGAACAGAUUUGUCGGCAUGUUGAAUCGAUAGCCACGAAUUGGCGCGAGACGAGCUACAUGGAGACUUUAUUGACACUGUCUCUUCGACUGUUUUUGAUCGGCCAUUUAGAGUCUCGUAUUGACUCAAAGAAACUCGUCUUGAGGAUUCGGCAAAUAACUCUGAAUUGGGUCACCCUGCUACGAAGUGAAACACGACAAGCCGAGGAUGUGACCCAGUCGGAUAGGGCUGCGAGAUACUGCUUUCUUUCAGCGCUUCUAUGUCGCAGGACCUUCUUCCCUUGGCUUACUAGCCAGACAGCCCUUGACUUGGAAAGCAUGAAAUGUUUUUUCGAGGCAUCUUUGGCCAUGCAAGAGAGCUUGGUUGUAGACUUGAGCAAAUUCAGCACGAUAACACGUAACAUGCUUAUUCGCGAUAUCAAGAUGGUGGCUCGUAUGUCAUUGCUGCUGCGCACAGGCGCUAUGAAAUACCCCAUGAGCAUCGGGGCCGCUAUUGACGCUGCCUGGCCUGGAGCGGACAGCAAAGAGAGGACUUAUAACUCAUGGAGGCUGCUACUUCCCCCGCAUGAGGACUGGGCCAUGUCAACAAUUAUUCCCUCAGAGGGAAGUCGACCGCAAACUCUAUAUUUCCAUCUUCUUGAGGGUCACUUUGUUGUUGAUGGGAAGACUAUUGGGAAGCUUCCCGCUGAUAUCCGCGAUUCGCAUAUCUUGAAGGAACUUUUUGGCAAUCAGCGCCUGUUUGCUCUCCCGUCCAACCUUCCGGGCAUGGACCAUGUCCUCCUGAACCGCGCAGACGAACACCAGAUCCAUCUGGGUUACAGGGCGGGGAAACUUAUUAUACAGGCUCGUGCGUUUAGAACUGUGUUAGAGCUCGUACCGCGGGAGGCAUUCGGAAAUGGCCCCGCCUUUGACCUUCCAUACUCUCUCAUUUCUGAUUGCAUGCACUGGGCCGACCUGGGUACCGGGAGAAUUGAAAUCAGGCCUAAGCCACGUAUUUGGAAGAGAAAGGAUGGCAACUGGAGUAUCGAUAUCCGAGCUCGAAAAGCCCACCGAACGAACGCACAACGAUAUGUGCUGACCUUGAUUGACCCGUUCUCACAACUUGCACAAACAAUCUCUCAGAUUUUCCUUCACUUCGAACAUCCUGCCCGUCUUACCAUUCAGCAGCGUUCCAAUGGCAUCUCCGUCGAUCUGAAGCGAAUGGACUUGACUUUCUUUGUUACAAGAGAGGGUCAGCUCAAAUGCCAGCAGCUUGGAGCCACUGUUGAUCGCAAUCAAGACCCAGGAACAUUUUAUGGCCUGCAGAGUAUGCUCGUCUUGAAGGAUGUCAAUGACUGGUCUCAGCGCAGCAUUAUUAUCCCUCUCGGAAAAGCCCGUUAUCGGCGCCAUCGCAGCCAUGUGCUCCUUGAAAUCGAACACACAGGCAACUACAUGAGAUACACCAUCAACACUGUGCUUCAACGUCUCGAGUGUCCCGCUGACCCGCAACUUCUAUAUUCAAAGGCUUACUUGCACGCGCUCACAUCUCACUUAUUGCCAGAUCCCCUGACAGGCCGAACUGGCACUCAAGAAGCUCUUGCCUGUUUACAGUCGGGAUACUGCCAACCAUGGCAACCUCUUAGGCCCGAUCCCCUUAGCAUUUUAGUGUCGAUUGCUAAACUUACGCCACUCCGAAAAUUUUACCCCAAGGACAAGCGGUGCCAGCAGGUCGUAUCAUGGGACUCACAUUUGACAGCGAACAUCCAACACGAAGGGUUUCGAGUUGCUGUUGAGGCCAUUGUUAAGUCGUCUCGCAGACUGAGUCAGUUUAGUGGAGAUGUACCAAAUUCCACACUGCCUGAGAUACCGAAAAAUACUGUUCGUCUCUGCGAAAGGGCACAGUGGCGACGAUCACUAUUCGAGUCUUCUGACACUUUAUCCGAGAAGCCUGUUCAGCCUAAGGAUACCCCAUAUGCUUCACGGGAUGGUUGGGCUGCGUCUCAAAAGGUGCAUAACUUGCGUGAGAUUCUGGCACUACUCCGCAAACAACCGGCUUCCAUACACACUGCGCGUGAUAUUGUCGGCCUUCUCGAAAAGUGGGAAUUAAUCGGCGGCUACAUGAACACAUCUACUCUUCAUGACAUCGGAAACUGCUUGAAUGCCGACCUGGCUGGGGAAUGGGGUGGCCUGAUUAAUCUGUGUCGAGAGUCGAAAAUUGAAGAGGUGUACAGCCUUAUGUUCCAGCUAGGCAUAAUAGCAUUCGGAGAACGGGUUAAUAUGACGGCUCUACGGAUCAUUGUAUCCUUCUUCCUCAUUCGCGAGCUUAAAAGCUUGGAGCUACCGCAAUACCCAUCUUUCGUGGGCUUCCGCGUUGGCGAGUUGCCUACCACCGAUAACCUGCUACCUAUCAUUAGGAUAUCAUACCAGCCACAAAGACCGUCGAAGGUUCCGAAAAAGCGCAAAGGUAGUGUUCCCAAUGAGAACACAAAGUUCGGGUACGACGUUAAUUGCGAGAAAGAAGGUGUAGCAUUGGCAGAGUUGUUGGCCCUACAAUGGCCUUGUCCAGAACCGUCUGUUGAAGGGUUCGAGCCAACCAAUAUGGACCUUCACGAGGCCAUGAAAGCCAUACUACCAGAGUGGCAACGUAUGUACCGGAAUGCCCAGCUACAGAACCAUCUUUUCAAGGUACAGGCAAUUUUGAAUCACCAUUUCGCAGUCGCAAAUGAUGUGCCUGUACCACCGGCUUCUUCCAACCGUUCCCAAAAGGACAUACUAGGUACCCGGGCAAAACCCCAUUUCUCCUAUCCACGGUUAGGAGAGGAUCUCUUAGGGAAAGAGGCACUCGCCUUCGCCAACCAUUCAGGUACUCUCGGGGAAGAUGUCAUUGCGCCGAAUGUUGGAGCACUGCCUGUUACUAGUGAUUCUAAGUCCGAGAUGCCGCAAGCCCCGACCCGCGAAAUCGUUGAGCUCGAGAGAAUCGUAUCUAGGUUUGGCCGAUCUGACUGUUCAGUGAGGACUAGAUAUUCCCAGGAUUUACAACAAAGCAUCACAGCACUCAAGUCAGUCAAGCAAGAGCCAGAUUACAGUCACAAUCCUCAACUCAAGACGACCAAGGAAAGAAUCAAGCUUGAUGGUGAUGUUAAGGCAGCCCGCGAAAAUGUCGACAUGUGCCAUCGUUUUAUCGUUAAAUCUCUGUCUGUGCACGAUACAAGGUUUAUGUGGUUGUCCAAAGGUGGUCUUUGGCCCCGUUUAACCCCGACCACAAUACUGCAACAGUUGCGGUCAAUAUCACGACAUGAUCUCGGUCCAGGAAUGAGUGAAAUGCUUAUAUCAUACGCUCUAAGAAUUACCGAGUUGCAGAAGAUCUUAAGGUUGAGAGAAGCUACCGUGAAACGAGAUGAGACGAAGUUGCAUCAAGAGCGUAUGGAUCCGGGCCACGUCAACUGGGACCCAAGCGACUUCCCCGACUGGGUAUUACUGGAGAUUGAUGCGAAUAUCCGAAUAAGGCAAGACCAAGUCACCGUCGCGUUUGAGAUGAUCUCUCCAACGUCUGGUUCGAAUUCUGUCCUCCAAAUGAACAUGGGACAGGGAAAAACUUCCGUGAUUAUGCCCAUGGUAGCAGCGGUUUUGGCCAAUGGACAAAUGCUUAACAGGCUCCUAGUACCCAAGGCGCUGUUAACACAGGCCGCGCUAAUUUUACAGUCACGUCUUGGAGGGUUCCUAGGACGCCAGCUCAUUCAUAUCCCAUUUUCCCGCCGAACCCAGACCCCGGUGUCCCUUAUUGAAGAUUAUCGUGGACUGCAUUCGGAGAUGUUGGAAAUCGCAGGCGUAAUACUAGGGAUCCCCGAACACAUACUGUCAUUUAAACUUAGUGGGCUGCAACGGCUUGCUGACUUGAAACUGACUGAGGCGGUCCAGAUGGUCGAAACUCAGAAAUGGCUAGACGAAAUCAGUCGCGAUGUUCUUGACGAAUGUGACUUCACAUUAGCUGUGAAGACACAGCUGAUAUACCCCGGCGGCUCGCAGCAUAUAGUUGACGGACAUCCUGAUAGGUGGGAGGUUGCGAUGGCUGUUCUUGGUCUCGUUGAGCACCACCUCAAAGAUCUGGCUCGAGAAUAUCCCAGGAGUAUUGAUAUACUUGAACGCAAUUCCACAGGAUUUCCCGUCACCCAUUUACUUCGAAAGGAUGUCGAAGAAGCUCUGGUGCGCAAAAUCGCCCAGGAUAUCUGCGAGAAACGGACAUCGUUGUUGCCACUAGGGGAGUGCAACGAAAAGGCCAAGGAGGCAAUCAGAGUCUUUAUUACCCAAGAAAAGGUCGAAAAGUCCGUCACUACGCGUGUCUCAAAGCUCUUCCCUGAUACCCCCAAAGCGCGCAAGGUUGUAUAUUUACUGCGAGGGCUAUUAGUACACGGGAUAUUGAUUUUGUGUUUGAAAAAAAGGUGGAACGUUCAAUAUGGGUUGCACCAUGGUCGAGAUCCCAUUGCCGUUCCAUUCCAUGCGAAGGGGGUUCCAUCGGAUCAGGCUGAAUGGGGUCAUCCUGAUGUUGCCCUUUUGUUUACCUGCCUCGCGUUUUACUAUGAAGGCUUGAGCCAACAGCAGCUGAAGAUAAGUCUGGAGGCGGUCUUGAAGUCGGACCAUCCUGCCACGGAGUACGAUAGAUGGAUCCAAAACUCAACUACACUGCCCGAAGGUCUACGGCAUUGGAACGCUAUAACUGUAGAUGAUGCCGGCUUGGUUGCCGAGAUAUGGCGACACCUACGCUUCACACCCGUUGUCAUCAACCAUUUCCUCGGUAAUUUCGUCUUCCCUCUACACGCCAAGCAGUUUGCAACCAAACUCCAGGCUUCUGGCUGGGAUGUUCUUUUGAACCCUCAAAAUAAUGACGCCGACUGGAUCCACGCAGGGGUCACAACAGGGUUCAGUGGCACAAACGAUAACCGCGCGUUGCUUCCACUUACCAUUGAACAGUGCGACUUGCCGGGCCUGUCUCACACGAAUGCUGAAGUACUCACGUACCUACUGCAGACAAGGAAUCGACGAUAUCGUGUCGCAACUAAUGUGAAUGGAAAACGUUUGGCAGAAACAGAACUGCUGGACUACCUUCACAAACAAAAUAUUCGUGUUCUCAUUGACGCCGGUGCUUUUAUCAUGGAGAUGAAUAAUAUGGCAGUUGCGCGCGCUUGGAUACAAACAGAUUUUUCCGCCAAGGGGGCAGUUUAUUUUGAUGAAGACAACAAGCCCUGGGUCAUGUACCGGAACUUCAAAAGGGUUCCACUUUUCGCAAGUCCAUUUGCAGAUGACAUGCGCGGAUGUGUAGUAUAUAUUGAUGAAAGUCACACAAGGGGAACGGACCUGAAACUGCCCCCAGAGGCUGUUGGAGCUCUUACUCUUGGCCUGGCUGCAAUGAGACUGCGUCAGCUCGGAACGACACAGUCAGUAACUUUCAUAGCGCCACCCGAAGUACAGCAAAGCAUUCUGGACGUGUGCAACAAAACUUCCUGGGACAAAUUGGAUUCCUCGGACGUCGUUGCGUGGCUCCUCGACCAAACGUGCGCGACCAACAAGGAAUUACAACCUUUGUACUUUGCACAAGGGAAGGACUAUUGCCAACGAAUGCGAGCUGCUGCAGCACACAGGAAAUUCCUCUCGAAUUUGGAUCACAGAAAGGCUUAUCUCGAGGUUUUACAACAGCCCGAACAACAAACGCUGGAGCAGCUGUACGAGCCGACGUAUAAUGAAGUCAUCGCUUCCUCUCCAGAAUCUAUUGCCUUGGCCGCCUGUGGAGGGCGAGUAGAGCGGCUAAUGAAGGCGCUUCAACAACGGCGACAAGAGUCUCAAGCUUUUGAGUCAGUCAUUGGUUCGGCUCUAGAAGAGGUUGAGCAGGAACGCGAGGUGGCGUAUGAGAUUGAAGAGGAGAGAGAGAUCCAACGUCCCCGUCGCCCCAAGGCUCACAAAUUCCCAGGCCUGCAUGAAUCAGUGCUAAGCUUCGCUAAAGGGAGCCUCCUGGAAUCGUCUAGUAUAUUGACGGCAUCGGAAAUGUUGGAGACCACACAUAUUGGCGAGAAAUAUAAGAUCGACGGCUCCUCAUUGGUUCCUCAUAUCUAUGUGUCCGAGGAGUUCACCAAGACGAUCAAACAAAAAAAGUACACCGUGGACGGUACUUAUACUCGUCUGGUUAACUGGAUACUGUACAACAGCGUCACAGAAACUGCACUGGUUAUUAUUCCCGAGGAGGCCGAGAUUCUGAUACCAGUUAUGCGCGCCUCCAUUCCGUUGAACACCCACCUUAUCCUCUACGCAGCGCCAUGGACCAAAUCGAUGCUCCAUUUUGAUACGCUUUUGUACUAUUCUGUUCCAGAACUUCCUGACGGAUGGGCGCCUCCGUCCUGGCUUCCAUUCGAGCUUGGCGUCCUCGCUGGGAGGCUCUAUUUCCGGUUUUCAGAGUAUGAAAGCUUACUUAGUCGGCUCUAUUCGCUUUCCGGAGACCCAAGUGAAGAGCAAGAAUCGUCAAGUCUUUGGGCCGUCGCCAAGAACCGUCUGAACUUCUUGCAAGAAUGGUUGGCAGUCCGUCGCCAGGGACAGGAUAUCACUGAUACUCCGAUGGGCUAUAUCUGUCAAGACUGGCCACUACGCAGUGACCAUCCCUUCUUCUCGACGAAAGCGCCCAGACCAGACGGGGUUAACGCACCUGGACUGGACUCGCUCCGGUUCAGUGCGACAGACGAUGAGGAGGAAUACUAUAGCAGUGAUGACGGGAUGGGCAUCGAUCAGAUGGACAUUAAUGACGAUGAAGUGGCGGAAGACGAUGUUGAUGUGGAAUGA
Messenger RNA from Aspergillus puulaauensis, 9483 nucleotides. RefSeq lists its product as uncharacterized. Bases 1 to 9483 code for a protein of 3160 amino acids. The transcript has 3 exons. The record is from RefSeq and is a predicted model, not a curated record. NCBI's taxonomy places the organism in Eukaryota, Fungi, Ascomycota, Eurotiomycetes, Eurotiales, Aspergillaceae.